UGCAAUUAACCCGAUUCAAAACUACCUAUACAGAACAAAGUAUAUCUUCAUCUUCCUUGAGAGAAACAAAGCAAAACGUUGAAGUCAAAUUCACAAACAGUUGGUGGGCGUUGCAGAAGACAAUGCCUUUCUCCAUUUCAAUAACAUCAACAGCUCUUCCAAAUCUCUUCACACACUCUUCACAUUCAUGUUUUCAAUCCCAAUUCAACUUUGUUUCCAUCCUUGACUCGAACAAGAAUUUCCUCCCACUGUCUAAGUUAGCUUACUCUGCUGCUGCCACCGCCGCGGCAAAGCCGCAGAGUGGGCCGGUGAAGAAACGCCCUCCAGCUCCAAAUUCAAAGAAGAAAAAGAAACCCAGCAAUGAGAAGACUAGUAGAAAAAGAGUUAGCAAUCUGGAAGUUGUCGAAGAGGAAGAGUCACAGGGCAGUUACCAGGCUUUACCACUCCCGAAACCGCCGGCUGGGUUCGUAGUGGAUGAGCAAGGCAGAGUUGUCUUGGCUUCUAACAAACGGAUUGCUACAAUUGUUGAUUGCACGAAUAAUUUCCCAUUGGAGUGUGUCAUCAGGCGGGUUUUCAGAAAUGCUCAAGGAGAUGAAUGUAUGUUGCUUUGCCCUGUUGAUACGCCUGUUCAGAUUUUGAAGAGCACAAAUGUCGAAGGAUGGUCUGCUGUCAGUGAUGAAGAAGUUGAAGCCAUUCUUCCAACUGCAGCUUAUGCCCUUGCCAAGAUACACAUGCAUCUGGUGUAUAGUGGGUUUUGUUAUACAGCACGUGGAGGAUUUUGUUACACAGAGGAUGACAUAUUUGAAUUUCGCACAGAUGAUGGUCAAGAUGUAGAUGGCUUGCCAACAGAAGGCAUAGAAAUUACAUGCUUCCAUUUGGAUGGUUCACACUACAUGAUUUACACGCCAUCUGAUCCACUUCUCUUUGUUGCUGUGAAGGAUGCGAAUGGCAUCUUACAAAUUGCUGAAGAUGAACUCUUGGAGGACCCUGCCACUAUAAGUGCCAUAGACGAGGAAACUGAAUUCAAUGCUUUGGUGGAAGAAGAGACUGCUCUAAUUGAGUCACUGUUAGGCGAAAGAUGAAGUUAUGUUGGGUUAUCGACUAAUUUAGGCUGUGCUUGUAUUUAUUUUGUUUGUAUAGAGUUAUCUACCCUUUUCAUAUGUAAUUUGGUUAAAUAGGGAGGUAAUUUCGCCAUGUCCAAGCUUCCUCUAAAGAAUGGAAUUUGCAAAUGUAGUCAAUGUUGACGCAGGUAGAGGUACUUAGCAUCUGCCAAUGCAAUAGAGCCAGAAAGUAUGCAGUGAGAUCUCUCCAUUUCAAACUCAUGCGACACAGAUAAAAUGCUUAAUAUAUCAUUUAAAAGUGGAGAGACUUGCAAAUAGACAGUACUUGCCAUAGGCAUUUGCAGUCUUAGUGUCUCGACCUGUUUAUUGCCUUUCAAUAUUUGAUUUCAAGCUUAUACAAAUACGGUUAAAGCA
Messenger RNA from Coffea arabica (coffee), 1475 nucleotides. RefSeq lists its product as uncharacterized. NCBI's taxonomy places the organism in Eukaryota, Viridiplantae, Streptophyta, Magnoliopsida, Gentianales, Rubiaceae. The record is from RefSeq and is a predicted model, not a curated record.